Messenger RNA from Nylanderia fulva, 795 nucleotides. NCBI's taxonomy places the organism in Eukaryota, Metazoa, Arthropoda, Insecta, Hymenoptera, Formicidae. The record is from RefSeq and is a predicted model, not a curated record.
AUGAUUGGUAAGCCUAAGGUUGGCAGGCGCAAGGUUGCUGUAGUUACCCUUACCAGCAAAACAGGUACAAAUGCCUCAUAUGCGGACAUUCUUGGAGCAGCUAGGAGGAACACCUCUUUGGAUACUCUAGGAAUUCAAGAAACUAGGAUUCGCCGCGCCUUUAACGGAGGCUAUAAGAUUGAGGUCCCCGGCGCUAAUGGUGCUGAGUUAGCCGGUAAAUUGAAGGACCACCUGGAGGUGAUUCUUCAAGAUGUUGCUAAAGUGGAUAACCCUGUUGCUCGUGGGGAACUUAAAAUAACUGGCCUGGCUCCCUCUACCUCAACUGAGGAGAUUAGGGAGCAAUUGGCGCAGAUUAGCUGUUUUCCUCCAAUGGCUUUUGGUAUCAGUGAGGUCAAAACUAUGCGUGACGGCAUGGGCAUUGUAUGGGUACAAUGUCCCUUAAAUGCUGCGAUUGCUGUUGCCGAAGUUGGGCGGCUGCGUAUUGGCUGGACAUCGGCGAGAGUCGAGUUACUGAAGAAACGUCCAGUCCAAUGUUUCAAAUGUUGGAGAUUUGGACACGUCCGUACAAACUGUGCUGCCCCCGAGGAUAGAUUCGGGUCGUGUUUCAGAUGCGGUAACAGUGCGCAUAAAGCUAAGGAUUGUUCUGCCUCCCCCCACUGUGUUAUAUGCUCUGAUAUUGGUAAGAGCUGCAAUCACCGUAUUGGUUCAUUCAUUUGUCUAGUCAAUAAUGGCUAUGAUAAUGCUAAGCGUGUGAAUCAAAGGCAACCGGUACAACUCGCUACACAUGGUUAUUAA